CGGACUCGACUCUUAUAUAACCCUGGCCAUGGCCCCCGAUCCACUCCAACAAGGCUCGCCCAACGAGCAGACAGACCCCACCUCCAACCAGACCCAGACACUGCCCCACAUGUCCGACUCAAUCCAAGAACCCUCUCAGAGCGACGACAAGGCUUCGCCCGCCUCUGCCUCAUCCAACAAAGACCAGAACGACUCGGCAACCAAGCGCGCAAAUGCAAAAGAUCCCUUGAGACCGAGGAGAAAGAAGGCGCGUAGAGCUUGCUAUGCCUGCCAGCGUGCACAUCUGACAUGCGACCACUGUCACGAUGGAGUACGAAAGAAGGCCAAAUACCUACACGAUGCGCCAAACGAAGCUCUGGUACCACACGCUUACAACCAGAAUCAGAGUCAAUUGAAUCAAGCUACUCCUGCCACAGAGUCUACUCCCGUAGCCCAGUCCUCAUCGUCAUACUAUCCUACUCCUGUUGGAGCUCAGCCCUUUGCGAACUUCGGUCACACUCCUUCAGUGGCUCCUAUCAACUCACCUUCAGCCACCGAAUCCCCAAUGGUUCAUAGCAACCCAUACGCUCCCCAGCAAAAUAUGGUCACUCAGCCCUUCUCUUCGACCGCUUCUCAACAGAUGCCACCUCCUCAGGAACCUAUUUCCUCUAUCGCACACACUUCUGGAGACGGAAAGCCUGGCCAGUCCUUCAACGCUCCGUUCUUCGAUCCUGCCGACCCUUCGCUCUUCAACUUCGACAUCUCGAGUCUGAACUUUGGCAAUCAUUAUGGUGCUUUGGAGUUUGGCAUGCUUGGGCACAUGUCUUCUGGUGCUGUCGAGACUCCCGACACCGACAACAGUAAUCUGAUGACCUCAAUCCCUUAUGACCCAACCAACUCGAAUUAUUCAACCACCUUUCCCUACGGCAACUCCGGGUUCAACGAUUGGCAGCGCAACAACGAUGGUGCUAGACAAAACAGCUCUGGUCAGGUCUUCUCCAUAACAGGAGAUAGCAGUUUUGACGGACAGCUCAACUUCCCCAACGCCUUUGCUAUCGGAGAGAAUGGCUCCAUGUCAGGAGCAAGUCCCAGCGCCGCAAACCUGAUGGACUUUAGCGCAGGCUACAACUCGAGUCCUGUCGCUUCAGCGCAACACAUGCUGCACAACCCGAGCCAAGAUUACAACCGCCAUCAACAUCGACCGCAGAUUAGAAAUAGUUUAUCAACGAACGACAUACACCAGACGCGGUCGAAUCAACACAGAAAGCGACGAGAUCCUUCUGACAUAUACACAUCAGUCACCGCUCCAUAUUCAUACACUACCGGCUUCCACGCCCUAACCGCAUGCCUGCAAAGAUUAUACUCACCACAGAAGACUGCGCGAAUCGCCAGAGCUCUAGCAGCCAUUCGACCGUCCUUCAUCUCUUGCACAAAACAGUUGAAUGUUGACGACCUAAUAUUCAUGGAAAAGUGCUUCCAAAGGACGCUGUUCGAAUACGACGACUUUUUGACAGCUUAUGGAACGCCGACGUUGAUUCUACGUCGUACUGGCGAAGUCGCUGCCGUCAGCAAAGAAUUUUCGUUACUGACAGGAUGGUCAAGAGACGUCCUGCUCGGCAAGGAAGCAAAUCAGAAUAUCAACAUCGGCAACGCAUCAGGCCGCCAAACAGGGGCCAGCACAAGAGGUACUGCUACACCUCGUGCGCAAAGCAUUGCAGACAAUCCAGGUCGAUUGCAACCAGUCCUUCUUCCAGAGCUUAUGGAAGACGACAACGUCAUCGAUUUCUACGAGGAUUUUGCAAAACUUGCCUUUGGCGACUCACGUGGUGUCAUGAUGAAGCCUUGCAAGCUUCUGAAAUACAAGACCAAGGAAGAUCCUGGUUGGAGUGCAGACCUUCUAGCCGAACGAGAGAACAGGCUCAACAAUGGCAAACCUGUCGGUCCCCUCAUUAGCGGCGAGUCUGGAAUGAACUCGCUAGGUGAUCGGGACGGCAAGGUGUCUUGCAUGUUCUGCUGGGUGGUCAAGCGAGACGUCUUUGACAUUCCCAUGAUGAUUGUUAUGAAUGUGAGUUUUGGAGAUUCCCUUAUCAACCUCAGAAGAACGAUAUAC
Messenger RNA from Aureobasidium musti, 2089 nucleotides. The record is from the annotation of a GenBank genome assembly. NCBI's taxonomy places the organism in Eukaryota, Fungi, Ascomycota, Dothideomycetes, Dothideales, Saccotheciaceae.